GCGCUCUCUCGCUGUCGCCGUGGUGACGACCCGGCCGCCCCGCCAGUGGCGCGGUGCAUUGUGGGCCGCCGGCCGGUGCCGUCAUGCUGCUGCUUCGGGCCUGCUCCGCGCUGCGCCCCGCGGCCAGGUGCGUGGCCGGUCGCGCCAGAGUCUCCUGCCUGCUCCGGGCCCCCGGCCGCCUCGCCCCAUGGCCCCCGGUGCUGCCUCGCGGCCCCUUGGCGCUGGGCCGGGCCACUGCGCUGCUGGGGGGGGCGGCCGUGCUGGGCGCGGGGGCUGCCCUCGCCCGCAGAGCAGCCCGCUGCCAGGAGGCGGCGAGCCCCGGCCCAGCCCUCGCCGCCCCCGCGCCAGAGCCCGACUUCGACUGGGCCGAGUUCUGGAAGUUCCUUCGCCCGCAGCUGCUGGCCCUGUCGGCAGCCGUCGUGUUUGCCUUGGGCGUGGCCCUGCUCAACAUCCGGAUCCCCAUGCUCCUGGGGGAGCUGGUGAACGUGGUGGCACGCUGCACCCAGCAGCAUGUUGGGAACUACCUGCGGGAGGUGCGCCGGCCUGCCCUCCGCCUGCUCCUGCUCUACAGCCUGCAGGGGCUGCUGACCUUCAGCUACAUCGUGCUGCUGGCGCGGGUCGGGGAGCGGGUGGCCGGCAGCAUGCGCAAGACCCUCUUCGCAUCCCUGCUGCGGCAGGACGUGGCGUUCUUUGAUGCCAACCGGACGGGGCAGCUGGUGAAUCGGCUCACGACCGACAUCCAGGAGUUCAAAUCCUCCUUCAAACUCGUCAUUUCCCAGGGCCUGCGCAGCGUCACGCAGACUGUGGGCUGCUUCGCCUCGCUCUACCUGCUCUCGCCCAAGCUGACCGGGCUCCUGCUGGUGGUGAUGCCCAGCCUGGUGGGUGCCGGCGCCCUGAUUGGCUCCAUCCUGCGCAGCUUGUCCCGCCAGGCCCAGGAACAGGUGGCCAAGGCCACAGGGAUGGCAGACGAGGCACUGGGAAACGUGCGGACCGUGCGGGCCUUUGCCAUGGAGGACACAGAGGUGGCCCUGUACUGCCAUGAGGUGGAUCGGUCGAGCCAGCUGAACGAGAAGCUGGGCGUGGGCAUCGCUGCCUUCCAAGGGCUGUCCAACGUGGUGCUGAACUGUAUCGUGCUGGGCACCAUCUUUGUGGGGGGCUCCCUCAUGGUUGGGGAAGAGCUCUCACCUGGAGACCUCAUGUCCUUCAUGGUGGCUUCGCAGACAGUGCAAAGGUCCAUGGCCAACAUCUCCGUUCUGUUUGGACAGGUCGUGCGAGGCCUCAGCGCUGGAGCCCGUGUCUUUGAGUUCAUGACCCUGGAGCCCACCGUGUCCCUGUCCGGGGGGGACCAGAUCCCCAGCCACUCCCUGCUCGGCCACAUCUGCUUCCGGGACGUCUGCUUCAGUUACCCCACGCGCCCCGGCUGCCCAGUGCUACGGAACUUCAGCCUCACCCUGCCCCCUCGCAAGACUGUGGCCAUCGUGGGCGAGUCGGGAGGAGGGAAGUCGACGGUGGCGGCGCUGCUGGAGCGUUUCUAUGAGCCCACGCGGGGGGUCAUCACGCUGGACGGGUGUGAGCUCUGCACCCUGGACCCCUCAUGGCUACGGGGGCAGGUCAUUGGCUUCAUCAGCCAGGAGCCUGCGCUCUUUGGAACGACCAUCCUGGAGAACAUCCGCUUUGGAAAGCCCAACGCGUCCGAUGCCGAGGUCUACGCCGCGGCCCAGCUGGCCAACGCCGACAGCUUCAUCCGCAGCUUCCCCCAGGGCUACGGCACCAUCGUGGGCGAGCGCGGCGUGAUGCUGUCGGGCGGCCAGAAGCAGCGCGUGGCCAUCGCCCGGGCCCUCCUCAAGAACCCGUCGGUGCUGAUCCUGGACGAGGCCACGAGCGCGCUGGACACGGAGUCGGAGCAGGCGGUGCAGGAGGCGCUGGAGCAGGCCAUGGCUGGCCGCACCGUGCUAGUCAUCGCCCACCGCCUCAGCACCAUCCAGUGCGCCGACCUCAUCGUGGUGCUGGCCCGCGGCUGCGUGGCUGAGGCUGGGACCCACGCAGAGCUGCUGCGCCGGGGCGGGCUGUACGCUGAGCUCGUCCGCAGACAGGCCACGGAGCAGCCCUGAGCAGGGACGGGUCCGGCCGAGGCGGCUGCAGGGACUGAACCUGGCUCCCGCCGGAGCUGGGCCGAGCCCACCGCAGACACAGGAUCUGUGCACCUACCUCUGGCCCUGGGGCCCUGCCCGGCCACGGCCCCCCCCCCUUCUGCUCUGCCCCCCAGGCGGGGCUCCCGGCCCCCCCUUCUGCUCUGCCC
Molecule: messenger RNA, 2299 nt
Organism: Mauremys mutica (yellowpond turtle)
Lineage: Eukaryota; Metazoa; Chordata; Testudines; Geoemydidae
Gene: ABCB8
Product: ATP binding cassette subfamily B member 8
Exons: 16
Coding region: 84-2111 (675 amino acids)
Biological process (GO): transmembrane transport
Cellular component (GO): membrane
Molecular function (GO): ATP hydrolysis activity; ABC-type oligopeptide transporter activity; ATP binding
Source: RefSeq, a predicted model, not a curated record